This is a messenger RNA of Aegilops tauschii subsp. strangulata, 1554 nucleotides long. RefSeq lists its product as uncharacterized. The record is from RefSeq and is a predicted model, not a curated record. Lineage: Eukaryota; Viridiplantae; Streptophyta; Magnoliopsida; Poales; Poaceae.
UCUACUUAAGCCCACGCCCACGAGCGGCUGCACGCAGUUCCGUCUUCUCCAUCGCCUCCUCACCUGCUCUCGCAUCUCAACCCCCGCAUAAAAACAAGCGUUCUCCUUUUUGUGCACAGACUGCACGAACGCUCGAAGCUACCGCGCAAGCCGCGCGCGGACGGGGCCAGGCGAGUACGGAUCAGUGGAGUACUUAACAGCCGCUGGCUGAGCACAGUGGAAGGCCAGCUAGCUCAGUGGCCUUUUGUGCUCUGCUCUUGCUUCACUCUGCUAAGAAGUCAGCUCGCGGAGAGGAGCGAGUGGCAAUGGCGGUGGCCGGCGUCGAGGGCAAGCCGCUGCGGCUGAAGGAUCUCCUGGAGCUGGACUGUGACUCGUGCAGCGCCGCCGGCUUCCGCUGCUACCCGCGCCAUCUCUGCGUCCCAGCAGCGGCGCCGCAGCGAGCGCGCCACAACGCCCUCCACGAGGCGGCCGAGGCGCCUCGCGGCCUCGGGCGAUCGCCCUCCCUGCGGCACCCCUUGCUCUCGAUCAGGACCCUCUCGCGCCGGCUCAGGGACGGCUUCAGCUGGAGGCGCCGGGAGGAGGAGGAGGAGGAGGCGGCGGCACCGGUGCCCGCCGUGAGCAGCGGCAGCAGCAGCUCCGACUCGGAGUCGUCGGAGUCGGGGUCGUCGACCGAGAGGAAAUCCGAGUCCGACUUCUCAGCAAGCUCCACGGAGAGCCUGCACGCCGGCGCCACCUGCACGAGAGAAGAAGAUAAGGAGGCGAUGGACAGGGGAUCCAAGGAGGCGGACGACAAGGAGCAGCUCAGCCCAGUGGCGGUCAUGGACUUCCCGUUCGACGACGACUACGAGGACGACGCCGUGGAAGAGGAGGACGGGAGGGUCGGCGGUACCGGCGCGUGCUCGACCUCUUUCAGCGACAGCCUCGCGCAGCUUCACCAGAGGAGAAAUAUACAGAUGCACUACAAGAUCAGACGACGGUUCGGGAGCGUCGGGGAGGUUGGAGCCGUGGAUCUCGACGAAAGCUUCGCCGCCUCGGACUCCGACGGCCUCGGCACCGUCCCGGUACAGCAGCCAGAGUAUUUCUGCGCAGCAACGGCACCGACAUGUCCCGAGGGUCACCGGAGAGUCGGCGUAUGCGAAGACCCCAACGAGCACAACCUCCUCGGCACCGUCUCGGCGGUCUGCGCCUCCGAGCGGCUCCUACUCGACUUCUUCGCCGAGACGCGAAAGAACGGCACGUCAAAAAACUUUGAAGCCGCGGCAAGAAUGGCCGAGGGAUGGAUCCAAGGCACGGGGGUUCGGUGGGGUCUCAAGGAGGUAUUGUGCGGCCGGGAGCGCCUUGUUGCGGAGAUGGAUCGGAGCCAACGGUGGUCAGCACGCGCCGGCGAGGCGGAAGAGGAGCGUGAGAUCGGCGUGGUAGUGGCGGGCUUGCUCAUCGACGAGCUGGUGGCCGACCUGGUCACGGAUCUGCUUAUGUAGGUUACUAGGUGUCGCAACUACAGUAUGUAAGCAUACUAUGUCGAAUAAAACAAAACACUGUGCAGGUACACGGAAA